AUGGCUGAUGCAGACAAUGCCACUCGAGCUCCCGAGAGCGAUGCGCAGGAGAAUGUUGCUCCUACAGCUCCGGCUCCCGUCGUGGGCGAGCAUUGUGUAACUGACAGACCUACACCUUCGGGUCAGGCGUCCACUGGCGAGAUGAUCAAGCUCAACGACGUUGAUGUCUACAUCUCCAAGCCGGUCGACUAUCCCCACACACCGUCCCGUCUACUUCUCCUACUCACGGGCGGCACCGGCAUCAAGUCGGUCAACAAUCAGAUUCAGGCUGACAGGUACGCGGGCGAGGGCUAUCUCGUCCUCAUGCCCGAUAUGUUCGGAGGUGACUCGGCCCCCGCCGCCACCACCAUCACCGACGACUCCACCUCGAUCCUUGAGCAGUUCAAGCUCAAGGCUGUUGAAGUCACCAAGUCGUUUCUCAUCGACAUGUGGUUGGCCCGUGUCACCGAGGACCGCGUCAUGCCGAUCCUGCACAAGGUCAUUGACGCCGCCAAGGAGCAGUACGCUGAUGCUAUCAAGCAGGGUGGUGGCAUCUAUGCAGUUGGAUACUGCGUCGGGGCGCGCUUCGUGUUGCUUCUUGCGAAGAAGUCGCAGGCCACGGGUGGGGACGAGGAGAGCGGAGCUGUCAAGACGGGACCAUUCAUCAAGGCCGGUGCGUUGGCUCAUGCUGCGUCAGUUGUACCGGACGACUUCGAAAACCUCAGCGUCCCACUGAGCUUCGUGUGUGUUGAGAAUGAUCCCCUGUUCCCCGAUUCCGUUCGCAUGGGGGGCGAGGAUAGGAUGUCUCACGCAAACCUCAAACAUGAAGUGAUUGUGUACCCUGGCGUUCCACAUGGGUUUGCUGUGGUUGGGUCAUAUCAGGAUGUCAAUAUUCAGGAUGCUCAAGUUACGGCAUAUGAGCAGAUGCUCGACUGGAUUCAGGAGCAUUAA
Ilyonectria robusta is the source of this 930-nucleotide messenger RNA. Its product is annotated as Alpha/Beta hydrolase protein. NCBI's taxonomy places the organism in Eukaryota, Fungi, Ascomycota, Sordariomycetes, Hypocreales, Nectriaceae. Bases 1 to 930 code for a protein of 309 amino acids. Gene Ontology annotation, molecular function: hydrolase activity. The transcript has 4 exons. The record is from RefSeq and is a predicted model, not a curated record.